AGAAAAUGUCAGCUUGGCAUUUUAUCAAACACUUUCCGUGCACGAAUCUCUCCCGCCAUAUCCUCAGAGUCAAACCCCGCCGAUGCUUCACUUCCUCUACUCCUCCAUCCUCCUUUUCAAUUUCUGCGUCUCUCUCUACAUCAGAGUCUUUCGCUGCAGCACCUUACCUCUCAGUUCGAAUCCACUGCCCAAAACAUAUCGUCGAUCCUUUCUCGGAGGCUUUGUUGUGUUUUGGAGCCAGCUCAGUAGCUGUAGAUGAAUACGACGAAGAAGAAGAAGAAGAAGAAGAAGAUGUGACUUCUGAGUCUUCUCUUGCUUCCAGAGAGAUAUGUAUAGAAUCAAUAUUUCCAGUGCACGAGGAGGUGAAAAUGUGCAUCUCACAGGCUGCAAAUUCGAUAGGCUUGAAAGAGAUACCUAAAUUCAAUGUUGAAUUGGGUGAUGAACAGGACUGGAUAACCAAAAACCAGGAAUUGUUCCAGCCUGUUGAAAUUGCUGAGAGGCUUUGGAUCGUACCUGAGUGGACAUCUCCUCCUGUCGCAGAAGCAGUAAACAUCAUUCUGAAUCCUGGACUUGCGUUUGGGACAGGAGAACAUCCUACUACUAAGCUGUGUCUAUUGCUUCUUCAAAGUUUGAUAAAAGGCGGAGAGGCAUUCCUCGACUACGGUACUGGUUCAGGAAUACUGGCAAUCGCAGCCCUCAAGUUUGGUGCUGCAUCAUCUGCUGGUGUUGAUAUUGAUCCACUGGCAAUAAAAUCUGCAAACCAUAAUGCAGCUCUAAACAACAUUCCAUUGGAGAAACUGGAGCUGCACCUUGCACCACCAAGUGAUAAUAGCUCCUGUGGAACAGAGAUACCAUUGCCAAAAGAACAGUUUGAUGUGGUCAUUGCAAACAUACUCUUGAACCCGGUUAUGGAACUGGCAGACCAUAUCAUUUCAUUUGCCAAACCCGGGGCGACCAUUGGCAUUUCUGGAAUCCUCUCUGAACAGCUUCCAAUGGUAAAAGAACGGUACUCUCCCUUCUUGGAGGACAUAUCUGUAGCCACAAUAGGUGAUUGGGUUUGCAUGAGCGGCACCAAGAAAAAGAGUUGA
Eruca vesicaria subsp. sativa (arugula) is the source of this 1088-nucleotide messenger RNA. The record is from the annotation of a GenBank genome assembly. NCBI's taxonomy places the organism in Eukaryota, Viridiplantae, Streptophyta, Magnoliopsida, Brassicales, Brassicaceae.